Molecule: messenger RNA, 1044 nt
Organism: Pseudogymnoascus verrucosus
Lineage: Eukaryota; Fungi; Ascomycota; Leotiomycetes; Thelebolales; Thelebolaceae
Exons: 3
Coding region: 110-832 (240 amino acids)
Molecular function (GO): acyltransferase activity, transferring groups other than amino-acyl groups
Source: RefSeq, a predicted model, not a curated record
CUCGUAUUGUCACGUGAAAUCCGACCGUUCCGAUAUAACACUAGGAUUGUCAUCUUUUCCCCGAUGGGCUGACUUGUACCACAUAUACUGCACUGUAUAACCCCAGAACAUGUUGGCGCCAAGCACUGUGAAGACGCCGGUGAGGGCCAAGGUCGAUCUGAUAGCCUGGGAUCCGGAUUCCCCAGCCCAUACCGAGAGGAUGGUUCAGCAUCGGAUUGCAUGCGGGUGGAAACAGGACUAUAUCGAAGGGUGGCGGGGUUUGCAGAGAGAGGGGAAGAUGGGUCUUCAGUGGGUUGUUCUAGCAGAGGACGACCCAGAGAAGGAAACCAAGCUCGCCCAGCACCUACUGAAGUACCCCGAAGACGCCACACCCAUUCUUGACACCGCCACCUCCCUGGCUGGUAAGCCACGAUUACCCUCUUCGCGUUCAUUCGUCCCCGUGGGCCAUAUCUCUCUCGACUCAGAAAGCCCCAAUCCUGGCCAAGCAGAUGCCUCACAAGGACUCUACUGCAUCACUACUCUCUACAUCUCCCGCGCUAUUCAUGGAGGUGGGUUAGGCCGUGCUGCCCUGGACGCCGUCGAGAGCCAGGCCAUCAACGAGCCGUUGUGUGCGAAGAUAUUGUCUCUUGAUACUCUGGCAAACAGCAGUUGGAAUAGAACAGAUAUAUGGGAGGAGAUGGGCCAGAAGAAGCCUGAGAUGUCGGCUGAGGAUUGGUAUGAGAGAUGUGGAUAUAAGGCCUGGAGAUACAACGAAGGCCAUAUCCAGCACCGGACCGACGAUGGUAGAGUUUGGCCCCUAGACGGCGUCUUUAUGAAGAAAACGGUUGUAUGAAUUUGAAUUACGAUCUCUUAAUUCUAACUCAUGCGAUUGUUUGGCUUUGUGAAGUAGAAGGCGAAUACAUUUACCUCUAUCAUGUAGGUUCUCAAAGGGCAGAUUUUGUGACGUGACGAUAUAGAAGCCAACCGAUACAGUGCAGUCAUCUGCGCGAAUUUCACAGAUUAAGAUAUCAAUAUGUUCGCCUCUGGCAAGUAAUAAACUAACGC